Vitrella brassicaformis is the source of this 3975-nucleotide messenger RNA. The record is from the annotation of a GenBank genome assembly. Lineage: Eukaryota; Vitrellaceae.
GGGACGGCUCUUUUCGGGUGCGAGGCCCUCGGGGUGUUCCGGGUGGACGGCUGUGGAGAUGGGAAAAUGAUCAAGGAACGAAAGGGAUACACCAACGCUCGUUUUGCCUGAGCUGACCCGGCAGCUUUCGUGUUUGCUUGAUCCAGGGGCAGGGGGGAGGAGAUCAUCAUGCUCCACAGCAAGCGGAGUGCGUCCAUCAAGGAGAACCUCAGCAACCUGUGAGAAAACACCUCACUCACCGACACUGUCCCAAGUUGUGUGCUGUGUGUUGUGUGUCUGGCCAUCAGGCAAGUGGCAGCUGACUCCACGCUCUAUGUCGCCAAUCAAGUCAAAGACAUCUCACCGCUACUCACGGUGCGCAUCAGGCAGAUGUCACGUCACUCACUGGUCACCUGCCCACUUGUGUGUGUGCCUGCCUGUGCUGUGCCCCCGUCUGGCGUGUCUGCCUGCAGCAAUAUCCUGCCUUGGGUCCAUGUUUGCUGUCCAACUGCAUGGGCCUCAACCUGGAUGACCUCUACUGCUUCAGCUACCAGCCACAGGCAGGCACACCACACCCUCACACACACACACACACACACAAACAGGAGAGGGCGAUUCUUCAUUCUCGAUGGCUGUCUGUCGACCUUUCCCUCUCUCGCGUCCCGUGCAGCAUCGCAUCGACCCGCUGCUGGAUUCGCGUGGCCUCGUGAGUCCCCACCCCGACCACACCUUUGUAAACAGCCUCAACGCCGACAGCCACCAGCACCGCCCCUUCCACUCGCCCUCAGUGGUGCUCUCACGCAUCAGCCACGCCAAGCCAUCCAUACUGCGUCGCAAGUCGUGGGCGCGUGGCGCCACACCGUGUGCCAGGGGUCUGCUGCCGACCAUCCACGAUGGGAGCAGCCAUCACGACGAUGACUCGAACAGUAGCAACAGCCCAGUGGCAGUGGUGUCACCACUGCAGCAGAAGGUGCUCGCCGCGGCCGAGAGGUUCGGCGCCGACGUCGUGGACAACACGUCCUCUGCGUCCCGUGGCCUGAGGCACGCAGCGACCGACGACAAUGUGGCGGCGGUGCCGCAGACGCCCAUCUCGCUGGGGCUGCCCAUCCGCGACAGGAGGUCAUCUCUGCCGACGGGCCCGUCGUUCGGGUCGCUGCGUGACGACGACAGCGACGAGCCCAGGACAGAUGACGCCAGGGCGCUGGAGAGGAUCAGUGAUUUGUCCAGCAACAACCCCAUCAAGCGACCCAACUUCAGGAGGUAGGUAGGGAUGGAUGGAGGAAGACCGAAACCGGCGGAAGCAGACGAGAAAGAAGCCUUUGUUUCGUUCAUUGCUACUCACUCAGGUGCCCGGUGCCGCGUAGCGUGGCGGAGUUUCCUGGGCAGCUGCCUCUUGGGGCCGGGCCUGGCGGCUCCCUCCACACAGUGUCGUUCGUCCUGCCGACGGAGGACCGGCGAGACCCCUCCGACAGGUCCACGUCGUCCCGCACGUCUGACGGCGACAGCGGCUCGUCGCCCACUGCCUCCACCAGCCCCACACAGCCAUCAACGGCAGCCGAUGCGCCAUUCAAGACCUCCCACGCCCUGCAUCAGUAUGGGGGCGAGCAGGUGCCCAGCUCGCUGGACUUCAGCAGCGACCACUUCGUCGGUUUGUUCUCGCGAGAGGCGCGGCAGCUCAAGGGCCACGAGUGGCCGUCGAUACCGGCGCUCAAUGAGCAGAUGGCGCAUGUGAUACUGCACAGCUGCCCGACAGUGGCGUACCUGGGGAGCUGCAAGCACGAGCGGCUGACGGCCUGCUCCACCAGGAGGCGUGAGGAUGAGGGGUGCAGCGGCGAUGAGGACAUGUGUGGGAUUGCGAGGGCCCCUUCUCCCUCACCUGAGUCGGAUGCAGUGCAGCCACUGUGUCUGGACCAGGUAUGUACGCAACCACCCACAUGCCGAACAGCCCGACAGAUGCACACACAAACUUGUAUGUGAUGUGAUGGUCAGCGAUGGUUUUGCCGUUGGGUGCUGGUGCGCAAGCAGCGCAUCAGUGACAGCGCCACCAACCCCACAUACCUCUUCCGGUUCGCGUCGGUCCACGCCACUCGCUCCCUCCAGAUAGCCGUCGGGCAGCACGUGUGUGUGCGGCUGUGGAGCCGCCACCAGCACAAGUGGGUGGAGAGGUACUACACCCCCAUCUUCUCGUGCUGCCCCACCCUGGCCUGCUCCACCAGCCCACUGGUCAGGCGACACGUGGGGGCCGCUGACGCCCCUCAGAGCCCACCCAGCCCUCCAGCAGAGCUGCCGGUACGGAUGGACACAGACACGGACAUAUCGUAUCGCACACACCCCAUGGAUGUCUGGAUGCUGUGGCGGGGUGUGUGCAAUGCAGCUGGGCGGUAGUGUGCCGGUCGGUUUGGAGAUCGGGUCUUCGGACCAGUCGUCUGUGCGGCGUCCCCUGCUGUCGUCUGCGACGUGCGACGCCACUCCGGCGAGCACGAGCGGCAACACCACCUGGUCGCAUUGCGACAUCCACGGGUGCGAGAGCAACUCGAGCAGGGAGACCGGCGACAUGGCCGAGGCACCUGCUGACGGAGGGGAGGGGGUGGAGGAGGAGCUGCAGCCGCCUGAUGCCGAUGCAGCGGCGGACCAUCACAGCAAGAUGCGCAGUCGGAGCCACAGCGCGCCCCUGGGUGUGACGGCCACCAUGAGCCCUGGGCAGCUGGAGUUGAUGGUCAAGAUCUUCCCGGACGGCGAGAUGACCAGCCAGCUGCAGCAGCUGGUCCCGGGCGACAGCGUCCAGAUCAAAGGGCCGUUCGGCAUAGACCUCAUGGCCAACCCCCUGGAGCAGCCGUGGCGGCGUGUGCUGCUGGUGGGUGGGGGCGUGGGCAUCACCCCACUCCUGCAGAUUCUGCAGCACGCCUUCACUCACUGGCACCUGCCGACGCGCGACCCCUCCCAGCCCCCCUCCGCCCCGCCAUCACUCCCGCGCGACUGCCCGGCCAUUCUGUUCGUGCAGAUCGAGGACACCGAGGGCGAUGUGGCGCUGCAGGAUGAGCUCGACCACUUGGCCAAGGUGCACCCCACCUUCAUGGUGCAGCGGCACGUGCUCCAGCCGUCCGGUGACGGCGAGGGCAGCGGCCGGUCGGGCGGGUCGGGGUCGACGGACGCCAAGAAGAACCCUUUGACCAAGGCGAUCUUCGAUGGCUACCUGCAGGUGGGUGCCUCAGUGUGAGGGAGGGGGGCGGGGGAUGCGGCUUUGGUCAUACUAGGUCCAUUAUGUUGUGUGUUGUGUGUUGUGCAGCGUCUGUGGUCGGUGGUGGGUGGCGAGGGCAUGCGUGGCGCCCGUGACAGGGCCUUUAUCUGCGGCCCUUGCCCCUUCCAGAAGUACAUCGUGUCGCUGAUGGACCCGGACGUCAUCUCGCCCAAGUGCAUCUUCACCAUCUGAUGGAUGGAUGGGUGUAUGUAUGUAUCGUGAUGAAUUGAUGUGUUGAUGUUUCUCGUUCGUAUAUGGGCAUGUGUAGGGGUAUUUUGCGGUGUGCGCGAUGGAUGCGAUGCGAUGCGAUGCGUAUGUUAGCCAGCCAGCCAGCUAGCAAUCGACCGGAGCGAGAGCCCACAAACACUCACUCAUACUCACUCACACUCACUCGCUUGUUCACCUAACUACAUGUGUGUGUAUAGUCAGUCGGCUCCCGAGUCUCUUGUGUGGUUGAAUGUGUACAUGUAUGUCUGUGGGUGGGUGGGGGAUAUUUCUUCUCUGCGUACUUGCUGCCUGUUUCUUUGCUUGCUUGCUUGCUUGUGUGUCCGUUGUGUGUGGGGGGUAUUUCCUUGUACCUUGUAUCCUUGUAUUCUUGUAUUCUUGUCCAGCCAGCUACUGCGCGACAGCACAGAAAUCCUUUCGCGACGCCACUCACCCAUCCCAUCCCCCGCUGUGCUACCUACCUACCUGUCUUGUUCGAGACGUGUCCAUCAGUGCAGUCAGUAUUUUGUUUUGCUCUGAUUAUUUUACUGGGG